GGCGUGUGACGUACGUGGUGUGCGCGGUCCGAGCUGUGCCGGGAGCUGGGUGCACGAGCUGCAGCCAUGUCCUACUGCAGGCAGGAAGGAAAGGACAAGAUAAUAUUUGUAACCAAAGAAGAUCAUGAGACUCCUAGCAGUGCAGAGUUGAUCGCAGAUGAUCCUAAUGACCCUUAUGAAGACCAAGGGCUGAUCUUGCCAAAUGGAGAUAUCAAUUGGAACUGCCCCUGCCUGGGUGGCAUGGCUAGUGGGCCAUGUGGAGAGCAGUUCAAAUCUGCCUUCUCUUGCUUCCACUACAGCCAAGAGGAAAUAAAAGGCUCAGACUGCCUGGAACAAUUUCGGGCAAUGCAAGAGUGCAUGCAGAAAUACCCAGAGCUCUACCCCCAGGAGGACGAUGAGGAUGAUGCAACGAAACAAAGUAACACGGAGGAAUCUGCUCCUACGGCUGCUACUGAUGUCCAAGAGGAGGGAUCUAGCUACAUCCAGUCAUAUGCAGUAUUAGACUGCCUGCACGAUAGGGCAUGCAGCAACAGCACUAAGGGAAUAGGGGAGACAGAUUGA
This is a messenger RNA of Pelobates fuscus (common spadefoot toad), 561 nucleotides long. RefSeq names its product mitochondrial intermembrane space import and assembly protein 40-B-like. Bases 67 to 561 code for a protein of 164 amino acids. Gene Ontology annotation, molecular function: protein-disulfide reductase activity. Gene Ontology annotation, biological process: protein import into mitochondrial intermembrane space. Lineage: Eukaryota; Metazoa; Chordata; Amphibia; Anura; Pelobatidae. Gene Ontology annotation, cellular component: mitochondrial intermembrane space. The record is from RefSeq and is a predicted model, not a curated record. The transcript has a single exon.